Molecule: messenger RNA, 990 nt
Organism: Lasiodiplodia theobromae
Lineage: Eukaryota; Fungi; Ascomycota; Dothideomycetes; Botryosphaeriales; Botryosphaeriaceae
Product: Serine threonine-protein phosphatase pp2a catalytic subunit
Exons: 6
Coding region: 1-990 (329 amino acids)
Biological process (GO): mitotic cell cycle; peptidyl-serine dephosphorylation
Cellular component (GO): cytosol
Molecular function (GO): protein serine/threonine phosphatase activity
Source: RefSeq, a predicted model, not a curated record
AUGGACACCAACAUGGAGGACGUCGGGAAGCUGCCCGAGCCCAGCCAGCUGUCCUCCCUCAAGUCGGAACCCACCACCAUCCCCACGCUGGAUGGCUGGAUCGAGAGCCUGAUGAGCUGCAAGCAGCUUAAGGAGGAGGACGUCCAGCGACUUUGUGACAAGGCCCGUGAGGUGCUUCAGGAAGAGUCCAACGUCCAGCCCGUGAAAUGCCCCGUCACCGUGUGCGGUGACAUCCACGGCCAGUUCCACGAUCUGAUGGAGCUGUUCAAGAUCGGAGGCCCCAACCCCGAUACCAACUACUUGUUCAUGGGCGACUACGUCGACCGUGGCUACUUCUCCGUUGAGACCGUCACCCUCCUUGUUGCCCUUAAGAUUCGCUACCCCCAACGCAUCACCAUCCUGCGUGGCAACCACGAGUCCCGCCAGAUUACCCAGGUCUACGGCUUCUACGACGAGUGCUUGCGCAAGUACGGCAACGCCAACGUCUGGAAGUACUUCACCGACCUCUUUGACUACCUCCCCCUCACCGCUCUUAUCGACGGCCAGAUCUUCUGUCUCCACGGCGGUCUCUCCCCUAGCAUUGACACGCUGGACAACAUUCGCGCGCUGGACAGGAUACAAGAGGUGCCUCACGAGGGUCCCAUGUGCGACCUUCUCUGGUCCGACCCCGACGACAGGUGCGGCUGGGGAAUUUCGCCCAGAGGUGCGGGAUACACGUUCGGCCAGGACAUCUCGGAGGCGUUCAACCACAACAACGGCCUCACGCUCGUUGCGCGCGCCCACCAGCUGGUCAUGGAGGGUUACAACUGGUCUCAGGAUAGGAACGUGGUGACAAUCUUCUCAGCACCCAACUACUGCUACAGGUGCGGUAACCAGGCCGCCAUCAUGGAGAUUGAUGAGCAUCUGAAGUAUACUUUCCUUCAGUUUGACCCGUGCCCGAGAGCUGGCGAGCCCAUGGUGUCGCGCAGGACGCCUGACUACUUCCUCUAG